Messenger RNA from Fusarium subglutinans, 225 nucleotides. RefSeq lists its product as uncharacterized. The coding region runs from base 1 to 225 and encodes 74 amino acids. The transcript is spliced from 2 exons. The record is from RefSeq and is a predicted model, not a curated record. NCBI's taxonomy places the organism in Eukaryota, Fungi, Ascomycota, Sordariomycetes, Hypocreales, Nectriaceae.
AUGCUGGCCAACACGAUCUGCCUCUUUGCCUUCGCCGCUGUCGCUAUGGCUGCGCCACAGCGCCCUGACUUUAACAGAGAUCCUGACAACAACGGCGACCGAACGGCACAAAUGAAGCGCGUCGAGGAUCUCCGCAACAAGGGCCUCACGUGUAAUGAGGGUGCUCAGGAAGCUUUUAUAUGCUCUGAUGGCCUUGGUGGUGACUGUCUAUCAAAGAAAACCUAG